Molecule: messenger RNA, 504 nt
Organism: Branchiostoma belcheri (Belcher's lancelet)
Lineage: Eukaryota; Metazoa; Chordata; Leptocardii; Amphioxiformes; Branchiostomatidae
Source: the annotation of a RefSeq genome assembly
AUGCAAUUAUUACUAAUUUUUACUAUUCUUCUAGCUACUAUAAUGGUAAUCCGUGCACCCUCACCUUAUUACGGGGCUCUUGCGACUGCAUGGCUUGCACUUCUAGCCUCUAUUCUUAUACUUAGUAUAAACGUGAUCUUCCCAGCAAUUAUUUUGAUAUUAAUUUAUUUGGGGGGAAUACUAGUCGUUUUUAUUUAUAGAACAGCCUAUUCAGCAGACCUAAUACCAUUGCCAGUUAGUAUAACUACAACAAUCCUAACCGCUGCACUUGGGACAAUUCUAAUCAUUAUAAUUAUAAUACCCUCUAUUGAGACCUUUUGUGAAACUAAAACCUGAUUAUUAUAUUCAUCAGAACCUAGUUAUUUAUUAUACGAUAUUUAUGAACGCGGGACAGCGACAUUUAUUUUUGCAACAGUAAUUCUCACAGUACUUCUAUUCUCUAUCCUAGAGCUUGUCUCGCACCGGCAAACAGCAACAAAAUGAUUUAUUCAUCCCGCCAAUUAG